AUGUCGGCACUCGAAGCAGCUCGAAUCGCUAGGUUGUCUGAUAGUGCAUACUACAUUCCCGACUUUAUUACUGAGGACGAAGAAUCUAAGUUACUGCAGAAAAUAAACUCCGUCCCCCCUCCACGCUGGACCCAACUCUCCCAUCGACGAUUACAAACAUGGCCCUCGACACUCAGCAAAUCGAACACACUGCUAUCCGCACCGCUCCCAGCGUGGCUGCAAGAUCCUAUCAUCCAUCCACGACUCGAAGCCCUAGGCUGCUUCGCUGAUUCGCCUCAUCAAGGACCGAACCACGUGCUGAUCAAUGAGUAUCAGCCAGGUCAAGGGAUUAUGCCGCAUGAGGACGGGCCCGCGUAUUACCCGCUUGUAGUGACGGUUAGUAUAGGAGCGCCGAUUGUACUGGAUAUUUACGAGAAGAGUGGUGGUGGAGAGGAAAGUGGUUGUUUGGAUCGGACGCCGAGGUUUCGGGUUCUACAGGAACCGCGGAGUUUGUUGAUUACGACUGCGGGGUUGUACACGCAGUAUCUACAUGGGAUUGAAGAGCGUCUGCGGGAUGAAGAGUUGGGUCGGGAGGGUAUUUGUAAUUGGGAAUUACUUGGGAAUGCGAAGGUCUACAGUGCUGGGUUUUAUGACAGAAAGACGAGGAUAAGUCUGACCUACCGCGACGUACUCAAGGUGGCCAAGGUGGGAAACUCAAUGAGAUUCUUGACUGCGGGACGGUGA
Messenger RNA from Talaromyces proteolyticus, 723 nucleotides. RefSeq lists its product as uncharacterized. The transcript is spliced from 2 exons. Lineage: Eukaryota; Fungi; Ascomycota; Eurotiomycetes; Eurotiales; Trichocomaceae. The record is from RefSeq and is a predicted model, not a curated record. The coding region runs from base 1 to 723 and encodes 240 amino acids.